AAUCAGAAGCAAGCAGGGGCUUGGCGGGAGUCACGUAACAGUUUAACCUGAGUUAGGUGACUCAGUGGAGAAAAGUUUUCUGAUUUUUUGAAAAUAUUGUUCAGAUUUUUUUUAAUCAUGAGGAUUUGGUACACAGAAGGUUUGUACAGGGGCUCCGUGAUUGGUGGACCGCGAACUGCUCUGACCCAAAUUACGGACAAUGUCGCACACCGAAACUCAUGGUCCUCAAAGAGGAAGUCCUUGCCGGGUGCCAUGGCAAUGACUUUUGACCCCAUGAAAGAAGAAAAUAUUGAACCUAGUAUGGCAACCAUUGCCAUGACAACACAUGAGCCAAGGAAGUCCAGAUUACAUGGGAAGGAGGAGGGGGUGGAUGAUGACGAAGAAUGGGCAAAGAUUGAGGACAUAAUGGCAUCGUUUGGGGGUGGAAUUGCCAGGGAGUCUGUCUUUAUGAGAGAAAUGGAACCAGCCUUUCUGAAAAAGUUAGCUGAUAGUUUACAACAGUAUCCCGGACAGAUCCUGAGUGUGGGGGAAUGGCUGGACGAGAUCGGAUUGGGCCAAUACGAGAAUACCCUGGUGGCUAACGGAUUUGACCACACAGACUUUCUGGGGGAGAAGAUAAUGGAGGAUAGUGACCUUGAAGCUAUAGGAAUUACCUCAUUGGAACACAGGAAGAAGAUCCUGGACUCAGCCAAAUCACUUCCACAGCUCACCCCUAUAGACCCAGACAACCUCCCUGUGUCUGUGAGUGAGUGGUUAAAUUCCCUACAUCUGUCAGACAAGACAGAAACGUUCAUGAACAAGAACUUUGACACAAUGGAGCGUGUGAUGAAGCUCUGGGAGGUGGAACUGACCAGUGUGCUAGACAUCUCAGCCGUGGGACACAGGAAGAGAAUCCUAGCCUCACUGGCCAACAGGAAAAAACCCGAGAGACAGUUCUCUAGUCUGAAGAAGCGUACGAAGGAUGAGGAUAAGCCCUCAUCAGAACCAGAACUUAACCUCUACAAGGACUACACUAAGGUCAAACCUCUCGCCUCAUCCUCAGAGGAGGAAAACAAGGUAUCCCAGAAUUCCCUCCCAGACAGCAGCGAGGAUGAGGACGUCUUCCGCAAAGAACAGGGUAAAGCGUUAAGGGACAGUUCCAUACACAUCAGGCCUCCCCACCAGGCUAACACCGCUACCCCCAUCAAACAGUGGAGGCACCGGCCAGAAAUGUUGGUCAAGGGCUGCUGUAACUACUCCGCCCAGUAUCUGGGCUCCACACUAGUCAGGGAACUUGUAGGAACAGAGUCUACAAUAGAAGGAAUCACAAAACUAAAGAUGAAAUUUAGGAAAAAACUUCAGAAAUCAGCAGAAGUCAUCGCCAAAAUUCCCACCAUUUUGUUGUCAAUAUCCUACAAAGGAGUGAAAUUCAUUGACGCCAAGUCCAAGAAGGUGAUCUGUGACCACGAGAUAGGGAACAUCUUCUGUGCAUGCCAGGACGCCCAGAGUAUGAAUUUCUUCGCUUACAUCACACGGGAUAACCAGACAUCCAGACAUUAUUGCCAUGUGUUCAGUUGUCGGACAGCGGACCUAGCAAGGGAGGUAAUCCUGACCCUGGGAGAAGCGUUCGAGGUGGCCUACCAGAUGGCGCUGAAGGACAAAGCGAUGACGGAGGCAACGGAAUUCGAACAGAAACUGAGUCAGAGCGACACGGACGAUUCCAGUAUAUCCUCAUCUAAAGCCUCCAUACACACUGUCUGACACCUGUCCACAGCUUACAGGAAAAGAACAAAGAAGAAAUAUGCCCCCAGUGACCUUGAACCAUGGACUUCGUAGCAGCACAUCUAGGGCAAUAUAGAUACACAACAGAGUGCCAUAUAUAUCAUAAACAAUAAGUGACCAGUGGCCAUAUUGAACAAUUGGAACAAAGCUUUUGUACUGGUACAAGAUACUGCAGCAAUGCAGGAACAUGCCAUGCACAAAUAAACAAGGACAAGAGUCACUGUUUUAAUCCUGAAAUCAUCUGAGAAAAUCUUACUUAAAUAAUUCCAGAACUGAUACUUUAAAACAUGCAUGUCAUGUCUUAAAAAUGGACUUUUGAAGUUGGACUUCAAAAAUGAUGCAAAUCAAUAAAUUGGUCCUUUUUCCCUUUUUUCUGGACUGCACAUGCUGCAUAUGUGAACAUGUUACAUUAUUUGCUAAAAAAGAAUUGAACAUCAUGCCAUUUAUUUCUUCAAUUUUUACAGUCAUAUUUUCAAAUGAGAAUGAUUUUUAAAAAUUGACUGUAAAUCAUUUGCUUUGUUAAAAAGAUACUUUUCAAGCAUGUUUUGAAUUUAAGUGCUACAUGAAACCAACUAGCUGCUUUUUGAAAAUAAUUACUUAAUAUUUUGCAUUUGUAAACUUUAUUUCCAGUAAUCUGUACAUAUUUUAAUUUAUAUAUAGUCACAGGAUGUUUGGAACAGUAUACCCAUCUUGUAGAUACAGAAUUGACUGUAUGUGUAUAAUUCAGACUUGCAAUAAAUAAUGUACAUGUAAAUAUUUGUUUUAUAUGGUUGCAGAAGAAAGUUGCUUAAUAUUGGUGCUUUAUGUAAAUCCUUUUUUUAUCCAUACUUUGUGAUGUAAACAGAUAUUCGAGUGUUAUAAAAUAUGUAAUAUAUAAACUUUUAAGUUAAUAAAAUUGCACAAAGUAUUCAUGUGCAUAUUGUAAAUAUAUAUAUUUUCAUAAAAUUCAUUGCUUUAGAAAUGAAAGAAAUAAUCAUGAUAUGUUCUGAACAUAUGGGUCAUGAAGGCCAUAAUUUAAAAAAAAAAAUGGAAGCAAUUUUAGAUUGACUUGAAACUCACCAAACUCUGAGACCAGGCUGACUCAAUUUUACAGCUAGUAGACAUUUCUUAAAAUAUACUUUAUGACCUAAUUAAAAACUUAUCUUGAUAUAAGUGUCAUCAAAAUGAAACUGAUAUAUUUGUUUAAUGAUAGACUGUCAAAUACUUAAUCAUGUACACCUGCGUUAAAGUCAAUUUCAGUCUCAUUUUUCUCAGGACUGUGAAAUGUCAUAUUAAUUAGACAAAAUCAAAUUUUAAUUUCAUGAAUUACUUAAUUUUUUGUUACAUCUUAUGAAUGGUAAAAUAAGAAUCUCUGACUGCAGAUGAAAGAUGUACAUAUCUUAAAUACAGCUUUUAUAAUGUCAUCAUCUUUGUUUGAACUCAGUGAUUUUUUUUUGGUUUCCAUAAUAAUGUUAUAAUAUGCCAUUUCAGUUUGUUUCAUUUUGUGCAAAUAUGUCUUUGUCAAAAUCGUGGAGGUCAAGUCUUAACCUAAAAUCAAACAGCUUGUCAUUAAUGUACUCACAUCAAUGCUCAUUUAUAUGUAAAUUCUACUUAUUAAUUUAAUAUGAAACUGAAAUGGAUUACCAAAGUUCCCAUAUGCUGUGUACUUAUUUAGUGCAAUAUGGAAAAAAAAACAGUGGUCAGGUUAUAUCAUGUAGGUCAAUUACCUGUUACAUUUAUUAUGUUUUGUAUGACAGCAAUACAUUCCUCUCUGACUUAGAGAUUUUCUGUAUAGCCAUAUAUUGUAGCCUAAUAGAUAGGAAAUAAGUGGAAAAAUGUCAAUGUGAGAUUAAAUUUAAUGCAUUACUAACAAUUUUAAACUGUAAUUUCUUUUACAAAGGGCUUUCUUUUUCAUAUGUUUUUAGUAUAUAUAUGCUUAAAAAAUCUAUAAGAUUAUUUCUUUUGUUAUAGGCUUGUAAGUAAAAGUCAAACGACCUUUUUUUGUCCAGAAAUGUAUGGAUAAACAGGGUGAAUUGUUAUGAGUUAGAUAAAUUGUUAUGAGACUGGAAUAAACAACAGGCAAGAAA
Saccostrea cuccullata (small rock oyster) is the source of this 3827-nucleotide messenger RNA. RefSeq names its product ankyrin repeat and sterile alpha motif domain-containing protein 1B-like. The record is from RefSeq and is a predicted model, not a curated record. The transcript has 13 exons. Gene Ontology annotation, molecular function: protein binding. Gene Ontology annotation, cellular component: cytosol. The coding region runs from base 118 to 1740 and encodes 540 amino acids. NCBI's taxonomy places the organism in Eukaryota, Metazoa, Mollusca, Bivalvia, Ostreida, Ostreidae.